AUGUCGAAUUUAUUUAUUUUGGGAUCUAAUGCCCUCUUAUUCUUGGAAACCGUAGAACAACCACUCUAUUUCACACGUUGUGCGCCAACAGAAGCCCACAGUGUGAUAAGUGAUAGUAAAAUCAAUACAUUACUUGAUUGGUACGUUGUACGGGGAGUGGAUGAUGUACAGUUUCGUGUUGCUUUAUUGCUUCAACCAGAGAACAAAACAAUUUCAGAGUAUACAGAACCUUCUCUUGUUUUUAUGGGCGAUAUUUCUUCACAAUGCCGCAGUAUUUCAUCAUCCUCAUUAUUAUUAUUACCAUCAUCAUCAUCAUCAUUAUCAUCAUCAUCGACAAGUGAUCCUGUUAAUACAGCAUCAGUGACAGUAUUUACUUCUUCCACAGCUGUUCAUUUAUUAUACAUUUGCGGUGAUGACACUUCUGGUGCACUUCAUGUACUCAUCGCUCAGUGGCGUGAUGGAAAUUUGAUUGUAUCGGUGGACGAAACUCUCAUGUCUUUGAGUAUGGCAAAGAGUUGGCUUUUACCCCGUGAUGUGGGAGCUGCUUCUACUCUUCUUAUAUAUGUAGUCGGGAUUGAUGGAGCGACGAGUAUGAUUCUCCUUGAGGGAAUGAACUCACUUGGGGCCCAUCCCUCUAGUAUCACGAGAAUGAAACUUCCAGAUAAAUUUCUUGUGGGGGAAACAGAAUUGGUGACAUCUUGUUUUUUACCAAGUGUUGGGGUAAGUGGGCUUGUUCGAUAUUUACGCUCAGAUGGUACUUUCCAUUUUGAACUUUACCGGAUUUUUUCACAUGAACAGUCAGCAGAAUUACUACUAGAGACAUCUACAGCUAUCUUCACGGACCUUAGUGCGGAAGAACGGCAAUAUUGCAGUUUAUCUUCACGCGUUUCUUUUACGGAUUGCCGUUUCACUCUCGUGGGGUUGGAGACUUUGCAAGUGGACGUUGCGGUGACGGCGAUACUGAAGUCUCCCACUGCGGCAGGACUGCGAGAUUUGGGUGGAUGGGUGAAGUGCGGUGAAACUUUACUCACUGGAAGCGCUAUCAUCCAAGAUGGUGGUCGGCGUGUGUUGGUGACACCACUGCGUCGUCUGCAGUUUAAAUCAUUGGUGUCUAGAGAAGAUAUCAAUGAGGAAGAAGGAAAGAUAAAGGGACAUAUGGGUCGUUGUAUCUUUGAUCAGAGUGACAGUAAACUUAACUGCAGUGUUAAGGAAAAGCCUCACUACGCCCCUAUGCGUGGUGUUUCUCGUCGUUGUACUGCAGCACGGAUGUGGUGGCAGCCCGCUACUACUACUUUUGCACCUGAUCGAUAUCUGUGCAAAUACGUAGGUGUUACUUUGACUGAGAUUCUCACAUUCAGUUUUAUUUUUUUCACUACAGCGUUUGGCGUUCAAUUGGUCGCAAAAAUGCUACCAAUAUGGGUGGGUUAUUUGGGUUAA
Messenger RNA from Trypanosoma theileri, 1437 nucleotides. RefSeq lists its product as uncharacterized. The record is from RefSeq and is a predicted model, not a curated record. Bases 1 to 1437 code for a protein of 478 amino acids. Lineage: Eukaryota; Euglenozoa; Kinetoplastea; Trypanosomatida; Trypanosomatidae. The transcript has a single exon.